Messenger RNA from Telopea speciosissima, 798 nucleotides. Its product is annotated as protein FAR1-RELATED SEQUENCE 5-like. The coding region runs from base 1 to 798 and encodes 265 amino acids. The transcript is spliced from 4 exons. Gene Ontology annotation, biological process: regulation of DNA-templated transcription. NCBI's taxonomy places the organism in Eukaryota, Viridiplantae, Streptophyta, Magnoliopsida, Proteales, Proteaceae. The record is from RefSeq and is a predicted model, not a curated record.
AUGGACUUGAAUGAUUUAGAGGAUAGAUACAAUGAUUUUAUUGAUGGAGAAUACUAUGUGUCAGAUAGAAAUGAAACAGGGUCAAGUGAUGUCCUAAAUGCUGAGAGUGAUAGUGACAGUGACAAUACAUUGAAUGAUAGUGAUGAUAACAACACAUUUUCUGAGAAUGAUUCAGUUGAUGAGUCUGAUGAAGAAGAAACUGUUGAUUUGAGCUUAGAUGGGGAUGAGAGUAUGACAGUCUUGAGUACCAAUGUUAAUGACUUGGAAUUCACUAUUGGCAUGUCAAUUCAAGGUGAGAAAAUAUUUGAUAAACGGAGAAAGGUGGAAUACACGCCUCGUGUGACAAAGAAAACUAAUUGUGAGGCUGUAAUGAAGAUCAAGAGUAAUAAUGGAUUGUGGGUGAUGGAUAAAUUUGAAAAGGAGCACAACCAUAUAUUGGUGGACAGUAAUGAGUCUUUUAGACUUAGAUUACAUCAGAAAAAACAUCGAGGUACAGUUGAGCUUAUAGAACGACUUCAUAAGUGUGGGAUACCAGCUUCACUAAUAAUGAGAAUUGUAAAAGAUUUUGCUGGUGGUGAGCAGUUUGCUGAGCAACAACUUAUUGGGAUUUUUUGGGUAGAUAGUAGAGCACAGGAACAAUACAAGAUUUUUGGUGAUGUUAUUGUCUUUGACAUCACUUAUAAAAAAAACAAAUAUAAGUUCUCAUUUGCUCCUUUUACUGGUGUUAAUCACAAUAUGCAGUGUACGCUUUUGGGUUGUGGCCUAAUAGCUGAUGAGACAAAUGAAUCAUUUAUAUAG